Colletotrichum orchidophilum is the source of this 1839-nucleotide messenger RNA. Its product is annotated as GMC oxidoreductase. Gene Ontology annotation, molecular function: oxidoreductase activity, acting on CH-OH group of donors; flavin adenine dinucleotide binding. Gene Ontology annotation, biological process: secondary metabolite biosynthetic process. The coding region runs from base 1 to 1839 and encodes 612 amino acids. The record is from RefSeq and is a predicted model, not a curated record. NCBI's taxonomy places the organism in Eukaryota, Fungi, Ascomycota, Sordariomycetes, Glomerellales, Glomerellaceae. The transcript has a single exon.
AUGUUGUCCCAGGCGCUCAUCUUAUCCCUCGCGAGCCUCGCGAGCCUCGCGGCCGCGCAAGACCGCCUCUUUUCCUCCGCCUUUGGAUACCCUGGCCGCAACGCAAGCUACGACUACAUUGUUGUCGGCGGCGGCACUGCCGGCCUGACUCUCGCAUCGCGUCUUGCCGCAACCUCCGCCUCCGUCGCCGUUGUCGAGGCCGGUGGCUUCUACGAAGUCGAAAACGGCAACAACAGCGUUGUGCCCCUCUUCUCGCUAACGGGCAUCGCCUUCAUCGACCCGUCGCCAGACUUCACUCCGCAGCCCGUGAUGGACUGGUCCCUGGUCUCGGAGCCGAUCCCGGGCGCCGGCGGCCGACGGGUGCACUACGCGCAGGGCAAAACGCUGGGAGGGUCUUCGGCUAUCAACACUAUGUCGUAUAACCGCGGAACGAAGGGUUCCUACGACCUCUGGGCGGAGAGGGUCGGCGACGAGACGUUUCGGUGGAAGAGCAUGCUCAAGUAUUUCAAGCGCUCUAUCAAUCUCACGCCGCCGAACGAGGAGAAGCGCCAGAACACUAAUGCCACUGUGCAGUUCGAUCCCAAUGACUACGAUGAGCAUGGAGGCCCACUACAGGUUUCGUGGAACAAUUGGGUAGACCCGACGCUGACCUGGCUUUCGCAAGUCGUUCUGAGCCUCGGGCUGAGCAUCAGUCCCAAAGGAUUCAGCAGCGGCGAGCUGGCUGGGUACGGCGCAUGGGUUCCCUCGACGAUCGACCCGGAAAAGGCGCAGCGGUCUACGAGCGAGAGCAGCUUCCUGCAACAGGCGAUCAAGAACACGGGGACUAUUGUGUACCCUCAUACAUUGGCGACCAAGAUCCUGUUCGACGGCACCCAAGCAGCCGGCGUGAGCGUCAACUCCCAAGGGGUCGAGUACACCCUGUCAGCCAACAAAGAGGUCAUCCUCACCGCGGGCACAUUUCACUCCCCUCAGCUCCUUCAAGUUUCCGGCAUCGGCCCACGCGAACGGCUAGAAGCCCUCUCGAUCCCCGUCGUCGCCGAUGUUCCCGGCGUGGGACAGAACCUCCAGGACCCAAUUCAGAUAUUCGUUGCGUACCCCGUCAGUACGCCCUCCGCCCAAUCCCUCACCAACGACCCGUCGCUCAAUCCUGGAUUCGUUGAGGAGUAUCUCAAGUCCGGCACUGGACCCUACAGUUCCGCCGCAGGCUUCCUAGCCCACGAGCGUCUGCCCAACUCGACUCUCGCCAGCCUUACGCGAGAAACUCGCGACAAGCUUUCUUCGGUCCCUUCGGACUGGCCUCAGCUUUCGUUCAUUGCCGGAUCUUUUUCAACGGCUCCGGGGCAAACGAGCGGGACCAUCGCUGCAUACCUCCCUCAUGUCUUUUCCCGCGGAAAUGUCACCAUCUCAUCAGCUUCGAUCGAAGCAAAGCCAGUCAUCAACUUGAACUGGCUGUCUGACCCCGCUGAUGUGGAGCUGGCUGUCACAGCCGUUAAGCGUCUUCGUGCCGCGUGGGCCUCACCAUUCGCCAACACUCCAGGAUUCAAGAAUGGCGCCGAGGCGUUCCCCGGGGAUGCGGUACAGACCGACGAGGAGAUACUAGAGUAUGUCAGAGCCAACGUAGGGCAGGUGUGGCAUCCUGUAUCAACUGUUGCGAUGGGCAAAGAGGGGGAUGUCGCGUCGGGCAAGGCGGUUGUCGACAGCCGCGGGCGUGCGUUUGGUGUUCAGGGGUUGAGGGUGGCUGAUGCUAGCACUUUUCCAUUCGCGCUUCCGGGACACCCCCAAUCCGCCGUGUAUGCGUUGGCGGAAAAGAUUGCAGAGGAUAUCAUUACUGGUCGUUGA